GUAUGACGUCAAACGGAAAUGUCUUCACAAAGCGGAAGCACGUUGAUAGUAUAGUAAAAGUCUUGGGGAAGGGCAGUAGAAGGACAGAUCUUCGGCUGAACACGACCUAGCUAGAGGGUGGACUUAAGAAGUCGAUUUCAGAGUAAACAUGCCUGCAGACAUUGAAAAGGGAAAGAAGGCCUUUGUCCAGAAGUGUGCCCAGUGCCAUACUGUGGAGAAUGGUGGAAAGCACAAGGUGGGACCCAAUCUUUGGGGUCUGUUUGGGCGCAAAACAGGCCAAGCUGAGGGCUUCUCCUACACCGAUGCCAACAAAAGCAAAGGUAUUAUUUGGAAUGAAGACACUCUGAUGGUUUAUUUGGAGAAUCCCAAGAAGUACAUUCCAGGAACAAAGAUGAUCUUUGCUGGCAUCAAAAAGAAGAAUGAGCGCGCUGACCUUAUUGCAUAUCUCAAGUCAGCAACAUCAUAAAGUAGUUUUGAUCGGCACCAUCUUCAUCUGCUAGUUUUUCCUCAUUCUUCUUUUUUUUUUUUAAUUUGGACAAACUGCUCAAGAGGCCAGGUCUUAUGAUAGUGUCAAAGUCAAGGAGGACAUGAAGCAGACUGGAUAAUGAUGGUUUUGUUGCCAUCUCUGUUUCUGACACAGUACUCUGCGCUGGAGUAAAUUGUAUACCCUGGUUUUAACAGGCUCCUUUUUAUUGUUAAUUUAUAGAGCAUGUACUGUGCAUUCUAAAUUGAAUAACUUGUAAUUAUUCAUUAGGUUUUCAAAAUUACUUGUUAUUUAAUGUUCCCACACAAUUUCAUGUUUGUAGGUUUUGAUAUCCUUGUUCUGAUCACUGACGCUACUUCUGUUGAGUGCUUCAUCAUUAAGCCCGAAAAUGAAAAACAUUAAACACAAUUAUUU
Messenger RNA from Cynoglossus semilaevis (tongue sole), 898 nucleotides. RefSeq names its product cytochrome c. NCBI's taxonomy places the organism in Eukaryota, Metazoa, Chordata, Actinopteri, Pleuronectiformes, Cynoglossidae. The transcript has 3 exons. The coding region runs from base 149 to 466 and encodes 105 amino acids. Gene Ontology annotation, molecular function: electron transfer activity; heme binding. The record is from RefSeq and is a predicted model, not a curated record.